CUGUCUGCCUUUCCAGCCUGGUCUCUUCCCACCCUUUUGCUGCCCAGCCUCUAACCUCUUGGCUAUUCCCUUGGUUUGGUAUAUCCUGCCUUCACCUCUUCCAUGGCUGACUCCUCAUCCUUUCAAAUGUAGCCUCCUGACCCUUUGUGUCUUUCACAUCCUGAGCUCUCUGAAAUUACCUUUUUUAUUUUUUGCCAUCUUCCUGCCUGUCUGGCUGAGAGCAUCAGAUGGGCUGUGGAAUCCCCAGCAUCUAGCACAGGGCCUGGUGUACAAUGGGUGCCCAAAUCUUUAUUGAAUCAUGUGUGUACCUGCCCUCUGUCCUGAGUGAAUCACUUGCCUGUGCAACUUUAUUUCAGGGGUCCACCUGCUACCCAGCCUUCAGGUUAAACUCCUUGGUUUGGCAUUCAAGGGCUCUCAGCCUGGCUCCCUGGCCUUGGGCUAGCCACACUUCUCUGUGUCAGCACCACAGUGUUUUUUUCUUAGUUUCCUCUUUCUAAUGCAGAGCCUGCCCACUCGUGUUUAGUCAACAUUUAUAGAGCACAUGUGAUGUGCCAGCCAUUGGGCAUAUAGUGGUGAGCAAUGUGACACAUUCUCUGCCUUCCUGGCAUGGUGGAAGAGAUUGCCGUUAAAACAUCACCAGACCAAUGCAUGAUUACAGACUGUCAUAAGUGACAUGAAGGGGAAGCCCAGCAUGCUAUGAUCAUUUAGUGAAAGGCUCUGUGGGGUCUGAGAAGGCUUCCUGAGGCUUCAGAGAUCCUUUUAAAUGCCACUUUUCUUAAGAAAACCUUUUGCAGCCCUCAACGUGUGUGAGCGAACACUACUUAAAACCCUCCUUUUGCCCUCCAGGCUUUGCCCAGGAUGGUUCCUUCUGGAAUGUCUAUUCCCCUCCUUCCCUCCCUGAAGCUCUUUGUCAGGGACAAAGGUAGGAUCCCUCCCCUUCCGUCUUCUCCACUGGAUGCCUGUGUCGUAUUCAUCUGUGACCACCAGGUACUACCACAGAGCUGGAGCUAAGGAAGGGAAGGAUCGAAUCAUAUUUGUAACCAAAGAAGAUCAUGAAACUCCAAGCAAUGCAGAACUGGUGGCCGAUGACCCCAAUGAUCCAUACGAGGAGCACGGAUUGAUACUGCCAAAUGGAAACAUUAACUGGAACUGCCCAUGCCUUGGGGGAAUGGCCAGCGGUCCCUGUGGAGAACAAUUCAAGUCAGCCUUUUCCUGCUUCCACUAUAGCACAGAGGAGAUCAAGGGGUCAGACUGUGUAGACCAGUUCCGGGCCAUGCAGGAAUGCAUGCAGAAAUACCCAGACCUCUACCCCCAAGAGGAUGAGGAUGAGGAAGAGGAAAGGGAGAAGGAGCCAGCAGAACAAGUAGAAGAAACAGCUCCCACUGAGGCCACUGCAACCAAAGAAGAGGAGGGGUCAAGUUAAUGAAGGCCACAAGGCACUGGGCUCCAGUCCUUUUGGAGUGGACCUUUUGCAAAAGGCCUUGUCACCUUCCAAGAAAGUGUCUUUCCCUCUGUUGUCCUGUGCACUGUAAUAUACAAAAUAACUUAUUUUGAUGAUCAGAGGUCUUGACCUCUUGACAUAUACACUGAAAAAAAUGGGGGUUGUAUGUAUGUGUGUCCUACCUAAACCUGUAGCUGCCACUUUUGAAUUCUCUUCUCAGAUUGCCCUGAAUUUUGCCACUUUUAAAUAACGUGCUGAAUAAGCUCAGCAACUAAAAACCAUUACCCAAGAACGUUUUUUGUGAGUGAGCUGAUUUAUUCUGAUUCAUUAUAUUCCUUUUGGUAGAUUGUAUACCCCUUGGGGAAAAUAAUACAAGUAUAGAAACAAAAACAUCUUCUCUUAAAAAUGCUGGGGUGGGGCCAUAUCUACUAGCAGAGGCCAGAUGGUCAGAUACGAUUUCUGCAAACCCAUCUUGACCUUGAGUAUCUGAAGGGGUACUGUACUUCAUUCCUGAUACAUUUUGGUUUCCAUGAUGGUGUGGAGCUCCUGGUUUUCUGUGUUUGGACGAUGAAUAUUUGGACCCUCCCCUUCAUAAUCUCUUUCUAAGUGAAGGGAGAGGCUGGCUUGGCUGUUCCUUGUUAUUCCGAAAGCCCUGGUUUGGGGCUCAUGUUCACAUUGGCUCUCAAUCUGGCCAGGUGCAGUGUUCUUGCAAGGUGGGGACCUAAUUAUAACCAGAGUAGCAGGAAGAGAGGAAACAUUGUGAAUUAAGUAUUCAAUUAAAAGGAAACAUGAUUUCUACCUGA
This is a messenger RNA of Rhinopithecus roxellana (golden snub-nosed monkey), 2244 nucleotides long. RefSeq names its product coiled-coil-helix-coiled-coil-helix domain containing 4 (gene CHCHD4). Gene Ontology annotation, molecular function: protein-disulfide reductase activity. The transcript is spliced from 3 exons. Gene Ontology annotation, biological process: protein import into mitochondrial intermembrane space. Bases 956 to 1423 code for a protein of 155 amino acids. Gene Ontology annotation, cellular component: mitochondrial intermembrane space. NCBI's taxonomy places the organism in Eukaryota, Metazoa, Chordata, Mammalia, Primates, Cercopithecidae. The record is from RefSeq and is a predicted model, not a curated record.